This is a messenger RNA of Pelobates fuscus (common spadefoot toad), 1766 nucleotides long. Its product is annotated as fatty acid hydroxylase domain-containing protein 2-like. Lineage: Eukaryota; Metazoa; Chordata; Amphibia; Anura; Pelobatidae. Bases 105 to 1103 code for a protein of 332 amino acids. Gene Ontology annotation, molecular function: iron ion binding; C-4 methylsterol oxidase activity. Gene Ontology annotation, cellular component: endoplasmic reticulum membrane. Gene Ontology annotation, biological process: sterol biosynthetic process. The transcript has 9 exons. The record is from RefSeq and is a predicted model, not a curated record.
CAGUCAGCUCUAGAGGCAGUCUGCUCUUUAUGACAAUAAAGAGUAGAGAAUUAGCCUGAUGCCUGUUACAGUGAAGACAGAAGACAGAGAGAGCAGGUAGAGAGAUGGGGAAAAGGGAGACCUCUGACUUUCAAGAAAAUCGCAGUCAGGAUGGCAACUUAUGGGAUUCUGUCAAGAAGACAGCCUUUGUAUUGGGCACUGGGCUUCUGACCUUUGCAGCUUUUAGGAACACACUGACAUGGCACUUACAAAGAUUCUGGGGAGCAUCAGGAGAUUUCUGGCAGUCACAGUGGGGGAAACUUCACGAUUACUUUGGUGGCAAUGAGCUGGCAUUAUUCAGUUUAGGCGCCAUGGUGAUACCAAGCCUGUCUUUCUGGAUGUAUAAUGCAGUCCUGAUGAUUAUCGACUUGACUGGAAAGCCUAAUUUCAUCACUCGAUACAGAAUCCAGAUUGAAAAGAAUGAUCCAGUGGAUUCUGCCAAGCUCCGACAUGCUGUGAUCACUGUACUCUUAAACCAGCUCCUAAUUUCUUUCCCAAUGGUUCUUCUCAUGUAUCCAUUUAUGAAAAGUCGUGGGAAUCCAUGUGGCACAGAGUUACCAACAUUCCACUGGGUCCUAUUGGAGUUAGCGGUCUUUGUACUGGUGGAAGAAAUACUCUUUUAUUACUCACAUCGGUUGGUCCAUCACCCUAGUUUAUACAAACAUGUCCACAAGAAGCACCACGAAUGGACUGCUCCAGUAGGAGUUGUGUCACUCUAUGCUCACCCUUUGGAGCACAUAUUAUCUAACAUGUUGCCACCCAUGGUUGGUCCAAUGCUGAUGGGAUCUCAUGUUGCCACCAUUAUGUUAUGGUUCUGUCUUGCUUUGGUUUCCACCACAAUCUCACACUGCGGCUACCACCUGCCCUUCCUCCCAUCCCCAGAAUUCCAUGAUUUCCAUCAUCUCAAGUUUAACCAGUGUUAUGGCGUUUUGGGAGUUCUGGAUCGACUGCAUGGGACAGACUUGGUGUUUAAACAAACUAAGGCUUAUGACAGACACAUCUUACUACUUAACCUUACCCCACUAAAUCAAAGCAUUCCUGAAACCACCAAAAAAUCCCAGUAAUCUAGUGUGUAACUCUCAGAGACUGUGAAAAUGCAGGACUCAUAUUUAGAAACUACACAAAGCAGGCUAUCCUAGAUUUAACUUUAUUGUCCAAGGAUCCAUGCUUAUCAUUAACAAAAAAAUUACUCAAGACCCCUUACCUCUUUUACUAUUGUUUUGGAUCCUAAAUAGACAUGGAAAUGUGGUAGAUUAGGCUUUGUUUUACUGCACUGGUUCUAUACCCUGUAGACUCAUUACACUGUCUCUAUAAAGUUAUGUUUCCAGGAGUCAGUCUCACAUUUCUAAAUAGCCAAAGGUAAAAUAUUUGUAGCUUUGGGAUUCUUUUUUUAUGUGUAAUUCUAAUUUUAGAUAAAUUGGUAUUUGAUUUACAGGAGACCCUGUCAACCCGAAAAUUGUGGAUAAUUGACAGGUGAAGUACACAUUUUAGUCCAAAUUAUCUCAUGAAAAAAAUAAUCUACAAAUCUAAAACAAAUACUGCAAAUUCUCAGACAAUUAUCAGUUUAAUAAGAAAUCCCAAUUAUGUUUACAUAACCGGUUAUAGUUUAUAAUUAUAGUUGUAUUGCCAGUUCUCUGAUGAGUUAAAAAUAUAUUAAUACAUUUCCUUUAUAAAAUGUGCCAAUCCACAUGCUACUGUAUUAAGAUUAAAUCUGAUGCAUGGCUGCA